This is a messenger RNA of Fibroporia radiculosa, 3180 nucleotides long. RefSeq lists its product as uncharacterized. Gene Ontology annotation, molecular function: ATP hydrolysis activity; translation elongation factor activity; ATP binding. The transcript is spliced from 5 exons. The coding region runs from base 1 to 3180 and encodes 1059 amino acids. The record is from RefSeq and is a predicted model, not a curated record. NCBI's taxonomy places the organism in Eukaryota, Fungi, Basidiomycota, Agaricomycetes, Polyporales, Fibroporiaceae.
AUGCCUGCUGUUACCGCUGCUACCCCCGCUACCCCUGCCCCCGCUUCCCUCAAGGCCGCUGUUGCGCCUGUAGAUGGUCAAUUCGACGUGACGAGUCUUUUCGUCGCUGACAAGGCGACCCGCGAGUCGGCGGCUGCCACUCUUGCCGCUAUCGCUCAAAAGGACGGCCCCAAAGCCCUCCAGUCUGUUGGCUUCACGGAUGCUGCCAUCAAGGCGCUUGGUGACAAGAAGUCACCUGCCGCUCGUGAAGGCGCAGCAAACGCCGUAGCGGUCCUCGCAUCCUCUGACGCUAUCAGGGCCCUAGAGCCCAUUUUCCUUGGCUCCGGUCUCUACAAUGCACUCCUCGAAAGCUUUGCUGACAAGAUGCCCGCUGUGCGGACAGCUUCCAUCGAGGCAGUAAAGGCAUACGUUUCUUCUAUGAACCCGUGGGCGACUGCCCUUGUGCUCCCCGCUCUUCUUCAAGAGAUCAAGACGGCCGGUAAAUGGCAAGUCAAGACGGGUGCUCUUCUUAUUCUCAAUCAGCUUGUUGUUUGCGCCCCCCUUCAGACUGCUCGCCUUACUCCUGAGAUUGUCCCUGUCCUCUCCGAGGCCAUCUGGGAUACCAAGGCCGACGUGAAGAAGGCUGCGCGUGAUUCGCUUGAAAAGGCCACCGCUUUGGUUUCUAACAAGGACAUAGAACGUUUUAUUCCCGCUCUAAUCAAGGCUCUUAUUAAUCCCGUCGAGGAAGUUCCUAACACUAUUACACUUCUUUCCGCGACCACAUUCGUUUCUGAGGUUGAUUCCCCGACCCUUUCCCUCAUGGUUCCUCUCUUGUCUCGUGGGUUGAACGAAAAGCUUACGGCUACGAAGCGCAGGGUCGCAGUUAUCAUCGACAACAUGGCCAAGCUCGUCGAUUCCGCUGUGACUGUGCGGCCUUUCAUUCCUAAGCUUCUUCCCGGCUUGAUCAAGGUCGAGAGUACAAUCGGCGACCCUGAAGCUCGUGGUGUCGUUGCUCGUGCUGUUGCCACUCUCCGCCAAGUUGGUGAGGUCCCAGAAGGCGAUGGAUCCGACCUUCCCCCUCUCAGGAAGGCUGAUGAUAAGCAGCUUGCCACCUCUCUCGUCGGUCUUUACAAGAAGGCUAACGUCAACCCGAUACCUUCUGUUUCUUCUGUCGAGGCUUUGUACGUUGGAAGCCUUGCGUCAAACCUCGUCAACGCCAAGAACUUCGACCUUGCCGAAUGGCAGUCUCUGGCGCCUCUCCUUACCUUCGUCUCUUCGUCCCCAGAACCUAUCUCGAUCGUCAACGAGUGGGUUGUCAAAUCUGCGUCGCAGGACGACGAUGAUCAAGAAGUGCCUGAUGAUGAAGAAGAGGGCGAGGAUUUGUGUAACUGCCAGUUCUCUCUCGCUUACGGUGCCAAGAUCUUGUUGAAUACCGCUACUCUCCGUCUCAAGCGCGGCCAUCGGUACGGUCUGUGCGGACGUAAUGGUACGGGCAAGUCCACCCUCAUGCGGGCCAUCACCAAUGGUCAAGUCGAAGGAUUCCCGUCCCCCGAUGAAGUUCGCACCUUCUAUGUCGAGCAUGACAUUGACGGUAGUGAGGCCGAUACCACCAUUCUCGACUUCAUUUUGGCGGACACGCGUAUUCAGGGCUCCAAGGACGAGGUCAUCGAGACGCUUGCUUCUGUCGGUUUCAGCGAUGAGAGGCAGAAGCAAGCGAUUGGUAGCUUGUCUGGUGGUUGGAAGAUGAAGCUUGCGUUGGCCCGUGCGAUGUUGUUCAAGGCCGACAUUCUCCUGCUCGAUGAGCCCACUAACCAUCUUGACGUCGUCAACGUCGCUUGGCUGGAGAACUAUCUGACGAGCUUGACGACUUGCACGUCUAUUAUCGUCUCACACGAUUCCGGUUUCUUGAACAAUACGAUCACUGACGUACUCCACCUCAACCGCUUCAAGCUGAGGAGGUAUAGGGGCAAUCUGGAGUUGUUCAUGAAACAAGUUCCCGAAGCACGCUCGUACUACACUCUCGAGGCUCAGGAGGACUACCAAUUCAAGCUCCCUGACCCGCCGCUGCUCGAGGGUGUCAAGACGAAGGAGAAGAGUUUGCUCAAGAUGCGUAAAGUUGGUUUCCAAUAUCCCACUCAGCAAGUGCAACAGCUCUACGACAUUACGCUCCAAGUUUCCCUCUCAUCCCGUGUCGCCGUUCUGGGUCCCAAUGGGUCCGGUAAAUCUACGCUUGUCAAGCUACUUAUUGGAGACCUCGAGCCCAACAAGGGUGGUGAGAUCUGGAAACACCCGAACCUGGUCAUUGGCUAUGUUGCGCAACAUGCCUUCCACCAUAUCGAUAAUCACCUCGACAAGACCCCGCUUGAGUACAUGUUGUGGCGUUACCAGACUGGUGAAGACUUGGAGGAGAUGAUGAAGGCGAACCGUCAGAUCACCGAGGAGGAAGAGAAGAAGAUGAAGGAUGGCUCAUUGGUCAUCGUCGAGGGUCAGAAACGUUUGAUCGACGAGAUCAUUGGACGCAAGAAGCUCAAGCAGUCCUACGAGUAUGAAGUAUCGUUCAAGGGUCUCAGCUCUUCCGAGAACAUUUGGCUGCCUCGUGACGAUCUCAUCAAGCGUGGAUUCGAGAAGAAGGUCCUUGAGGUCGACACUCGUGAAGCGCAACGUCUUGGUCUUCUCCGUCCUCUCGUUCGUCGGGAGAUUGAGAAACAUUUCGCUGAUUUCGGCCUCGAGGCCGAGUUCGUCUCGCACAACUCAAUGAGAGGUCUUUCUGGUGGUCAGAAGGUCAAGGUUGUUCUCGGUGCUGCCACAUGGCGCCGUCCUCACGUCAUCUGCUUGGAUGAGCCGACGAACUACUUGGAUCGUGAGUCGUUGGCUGCUCUCAUCAAGGCGCUCCAAGAGUUUGAGGGUGGUGUGCUCAUCAUCACGCACAACCGUGAUUUCUCCGAGUCGCUGUGCAAGGAAGUUUGGGCGAUGCGCGAUGGUCACCUUGAGGCGUCAGGCCACAACUGGGUGGAAGGUCAAGGCUCCGGGCCUCGUAUUGACAAGAAGGACGGUGAGGAUGACGAUCAGUACGACGCGAUGGGUAACAAGAUUGAGAACAAGAAAGCGAAGAAGAUCACGGCGUCCGAGGCACGGAAGCUCAAGAAGGAGCGCAUGGCGCGGAAAAAGCGUGGUGAGGAGGUCACCGACGAUGAGUUGUAA